CACCGCAGCAUCCUGUUCGCAAGGGGAAACGGAAGGCAGCUCUCUCACCACUCCCUGUCCCCACUGCAGUCUCGCUGUCCCCAAGCUGCUCCUGCCUCAUGGCACCAAUGGCGCUGGCCCUCAUCCUGGGUGAGUGACAAUGGGGACGUGGUGCCACGGGGGUUGGUGGCCCCAUGUGGGACCAGGACCGUGUCCCUUGCAGGUUGGUGUCUGGUGGCAGCCAGCAGAGCUCAGCACCUGCCCCGACCCUCCCUGUCACUGCACCCCAGCCAGGGGGUGUUCCUGGGGGACACUGUCACCUUGCACUGCCAUCUGCCCCAUCUGGCUGCCUGGGUCUGGCUGUACCAGGACAGAGGCCCGACACACAACAAGUACAAGCUCAAGGAGCUGGACGUGGUGGAGUUUUCCUUUGUUAGCACAAAGCGGGAACACGCAGGUACAUAUCGGUGCCAGUACCAGGUGUCAGAGCCAUUGGGGACAUCGAAUAUGAGUGAUCCUGUGGAGUUGGUGGUGACAGGUGAGGGCGCUGGGGACAGCAAAUGGCUCUGGGUGCUCCCAACAGGACCGUGUCCCAGCGCUGUCCCCUCCCCUCAUGCAGAUCACAGCUUCCCACCACCAGGCAUCUCCCUUCAUCCUGAGGAAUGUGUGGGUACAGGGACCAAUGUCACCAUCCACUGCUGGAACAAGGACUAUGGGGCCAACUUCCUCCUGCACAAGGAUGGGUGCCCAGCCCCUGUCCAGCACCAGGAGCCUGAUGGUGGGGGCACGGCCAACUUCACCCUCCUUGAGGUGACCCCAUCUGACACUGGCACCUACAGGUGCUCCUACAAACCCAAGGGCUAUCCCUUUGUGUCCUCACCCCUUGGGGACAGCGUGACACUGGAGGUGACACCCACAGCUGCACCCCCAGGUGCUUCAGUUAUUUCCCAUGGGAACCUGGUGGUUGUGGUGGCUGGGGGCUGUGCUGCUGCCUUUGUCUUCAUCCUCAUCCUUGUCAUCUCCUUCCUCCUUGCUGCUCGCAGACGUCGGACAUAGAGAGAUGAGAGCCCUGGUGAUGAAGCGUUAAAUGUCAUUUUUCCCCAGUAGAUCCCCUCCAAUGCCCCUCAAGCCUCC
Molecule: messenger RNA, 1113 nt
Organism: Numida meleagris (helmeted guineafowl)
Lineage: Eukaryota; Metazoa; Chordata; Aves; Galliformes; Numididae
Product: natural cytotoxicity triggering receptor 1-like
Exons: 3
Source: RefSeq, a predicted model, not a curated record